CAAUAUUCACUCAAGAGGCGGAGAGCUGGUAGAAAAGUUAGCACGCCAGGCGAAAUGCUUAGCGGUAUUUCGUCUGCUGUUAUGUUCUGAGUUCAAAUUCCGCCGAGGUCGACUUUGCUUUUCAUCCUUUCGGGGUCGAUAUAUUAAAUACCAGUUACACACUGGGGUCGAUGUAAUCGACUUAAUCCCUUUGUCUGUCCUUAUUUGUCCCCUCUAUUCUAGCCCCUUGUGGCCAAUAAAAAAAUAAGAAACGUUAGCACGCAGGGUGAAAUGCUUAGCGAUAUUUCGUCUGUCUUUACGUUCUGAGUUCAAAUUCCGCAGAGGUCGAUAAAUUAAGAACCAGUUGAGUACUACGGUCGGUCUAAUCGACUGGCCCACUCCCCAAAAUUUCGGGCCUUGUGCCUAAAGUAGAAAAGAAUAUUCACUCAAGACAUUCUCCUCCCUUCUCUUUCAGUAGCGGAUAAGAAUGAAAUAAGCCUCGUUCUGAAUCAGGAAGUGGAUGUACAAAAUUGUCGGUCGCCAUUGUUUUGUAAUCCUAUUUUAUUGUCCAUCGAUGGAGCUUUCUAACUUGUACAUUGAUUCUACUUGUGUAUGACAUGUUGAUUUCAUCCUGGCCGGGAAAAAUAUCACCAGCGUAAAAGACGAUUUCUCCGAUGAUAAUGACAGAUAAUUACCUGCAAAUAACUCAAUGUUCGUCAUCUUUUUAAAGAUGUUAUACACAACUGAUAAAAUCCUGUUUAUAUAAAUCUAUGGUUGAAUUACUGCGAAAUAAUUCAUCUGAAAUGAGAUUAUUUACAUUUCUCUACUUCACUCUCUGGAAUAAGUACAAGACAGCUUUAAUUAAACUUGGAUAAAUUUAUUAAGAAGAUAAAGCUGGUUUUUCUUGAAAGAAACUUCGUUUAUGAAUAAGUCUGGAUAAAUGGAUCUAUUUUAGCGUUACCAUACGUAUUUCUUAUUACAUAACAGUUCUUUUGUAAUAAACUAUCUUGGAAUACUUUCUCAGAAAUGUUUCCUUGUGAUAAAUCUCCUUGUAAGUAAAAAUUUGCAGAAUCUUUAGAUCUCAACAAAGAACAGAGUUGAUGGAAACUAAAGAAAUAUUUGUGAGAAUAAAAUAUAAAACUCAACACAAGAAAAAUAUUUGUAUAUUGUGGUGAAAAAGAGAAUUAUGGAAAAUGAAUUAUGUGAGAAUCAGGAUGAAUAUGAAAUACAAUCAAAAACAAUUGAUUUUCCUGAUGAGAUAUUAAAACAUAUAGAAAAACCGUCAAACCACAGUGAUAUAUCUAAAAAAAGUAACCCAAUUAAAUACUUGCAUUCACAUACUGGAGAGAAACCAUAUCACUGUGAUUUCUGUGGUAAAGCAUUUUCUCAGAAGGGUUCCUUAACUACACACCAUCGUAUUCAUACAGGAGAGAGGCCAUAUAACUGUGAUAUCUGUAGUAAAUCAUUCUCUACAAAAGUUCACCUAGCUAUUCACAUACGCAUUCAUACAGGAGUAAAACCAUAUCACUGUGAUAUUUGUGGUAAGUCAUUCUCUCAAAGUAGUUACCUUACUACUCAUAAACGUAUUCAUACCGGAGUGAAGCCAUAUCACUGUGAUACUUGUGGUAAAUCAUUCUCUCGCAGUAGCGAAUUAACUACCCACAGACGUAUUCAUACAGGAGAGAAGCCAUAUCACUGUAAUAUCUGUGAUAAAUCAUUCUCUCGAAGUGGUGAUUUAACUACUCAUGAACGUAUUCAUACAGGGGAGAAGCCAUAUCACUGUCAUACUUGUGGAAAAUCCUUUUCUACAACUGUUCACUUAACUACUCACAUACGUAUUCACACAGGGGAGAAACCGUAUCACUGUGAUAUCUGUGAUAAAUCAUUUUCCCAAAGCAGUUACUUAACCACUCACAAACAUAUUCAUACAGGAGAGAAACCAUAUCAUUGUGACAUUUGUGGUAAAUCAUUUUCUAGAAAUGGAAAAUUAACUACUCAUAAGCGUAUUCAUACAGGGGAGAAGCCAUAUCACUGUGAUAUCUGUGGUAAAACAUUUGCUAGAAGUGAUUCUUUAACUAUUCAUAAACAUAUUCAUACAGGAGUGAAGCCAUAUCACUGUGAUAUCUGUGAUAAAAAAUUCUCUCGAUAUGGGGAAAUAACUACUCAUAAACGUUGUCAUACAGGAGAGAAAACAUAUUGUGAUAUCUCUGGUAAAUCAUUUUCUCGAAGAGAUCAUCACACUAUUAACAGAGACCUUCAUACUGGAGAGAAGUCAUAUGUCUGUGAUUUCUGUGGUAAAUCUUUCUCUCGAAAUGGGGAAUUAACUAUUCACAAACGUAUUCAUACAGGAGAGAAGCCAUAUCACUGUGAUGUCUGUGGUAAAUCAUUCUCUCAAAGUGGUUAUUUAACUACCCACAAACAUAUUCAUACAGGAGAGAAACCAUAUAACUGUGAUAUCUGUGGUAAAUCAUUCUCUCAAACAAAUAUCUUAACAACUCACAAACGUAUUCAUACAGGAGAGAAGCCAUAUCUUUGUGAUGUAUGUGGCAAAUCAUUCUCUGUACCAUGUAGUUUAACUAAACACAAACGUAUCCAUACAGGAGAGAGACCAUAUCACUGUGAUAUUUGUGGUAAAUCAUUCUCCAUAGAUAGUCACUUAACAACUCACAAACGCAUUCAUACAGGAGAGAAACCAUAUCACUGUGAUAUUUGUGGUAAAUCAUUCUCUCAAAGUGGUUAUCUAAAUACUCACAAGCUUGCUCACAUAGAAAAGAAAUCAGAUAAUGAAUAAUAAUAAUUCUCAUUAAGUGGUGACUUAACAAUUUGGAAUCACAUUUAUAUAUGAGUGGAAGAUUUAAUUUGUUACUGGACUUAACAUCACAAUUUGGUUGUUGUGUUCUGUGAAGUUCUCUUUAGUGAAGUCCACUGUUAGCAUUCAGGUUUGGUGUUGGGUCUGAGGACAUCUUCCUAUUUUCAUGUGACUGAACUGAAAAAGUUAAAAGUAAGAAAUAUCUACAAAGGAGAAAAGAUACUGUUGAUUUAUUUGAAAUUGUGGGCAAAUAACUGAGAAAUGUUUUCACAUAUCACUGGUUAACAUUACAGUUUUUUAUGCUAGAAAUAUAAUGCACAAACCAUAACAAAACAUUUCAUUGUAGGAUAUAUGUAUUAAAAUGUAUUAAAUCUUUUAUAUAUAUAUAUAUAUCUGAAUUGAAGGAAUUGAGCUGGUAAAAUCCAGGCUACUUAUGUUUCCUAGCUAGCAGAACCUCGGAAGUAAUAAUUACUCAAUGAGGGGUACUCCACUAGCUACUCAUCAGGCCAAAGAUACUUUAGUUAAAUGAAGGUUACUUUGUCAUUAAGGAAUCCCAAGAUUUUCCAGCUUAUCAAACUAUGAGAGAAACCUACAACCUGCUACAUCAAUAAACUAUUAUUGUUUUUAUAUCUACCACGGACUGCUCAAAGCUUACUAACUUCCUACACCUUGAUCCUUGGAUCUUACAAUUACAUAUCAUUAUUCUGUGAACACUAACAGUGUGGAAGACAUGGGAAUGGGAAAAAAAUGAAGCUAAACCUGUCACUAACAGAUAUUCUCCUAACGAAUAAAACAAUAUCAUGAUUCACCAAAUGCGGUGGAAGGCCUUCUCUCUUAACAAUUCCAUGACCAACUCCAAAAACUUGACUCAUCAAGCCUUCAUAAAAAUCCCAUUCCUAACUAAAAUCUGGAUAAUUCUGAACAGGACCUAACCAAUCUGAUUUAAAAUAUCAAAUUUAAACCCCAAAAAAGAGCUCCCAAUCCUCACCUAUGAUCAACAAUAUCAUCAGGAAACUUUUUAAAUAUUCAAGAAUCCUCAUCCAUCCAUACAGACAAGACUGGCAACCUAUACAACAUACCAGGAAUUGAUACUUAAACAGCUGCACAAGUACUACUGUAUUGUACCAGACUCUGUCCUGACAGGUAUCAACCUCAAGAGAUCUUGGCUUAGAAGAUAGAACUGAACCUUCCAUACUUCAGUCACCUCAUAUUUACUGAAAGGACCAGAAAGAAAAUUUUGCUGUGAAUCCUUCCGUUUGCCUCAUCUGCCUCUCAAGCUCUGAUAUAAGUAGGAUUAAAAAAAGUUCUAUUUGGUAGAAUUCUACCCAAACUUCAUUUUAAAAUUACACUAGACCUCUGGACUAACACCACUGAAGCCAUCCAAUGGUUUAAAUCCUUAAGCCCCAAAGGUAAAUACUAAUUCAUUCAAGUUGAUAUAGACCAGUACUAUUCCAGCUUAUCCUCUAUCCUACUUAACACAGCCCUCAUAUUUGUACUAAAAUAUUCUGACCUAACUAGACGUGAUAUCAUUAUUAUCCUGGCAGCUCAUUGAACUAUUAUAAAAUUUAAUGAAAAACUUUGGGCCCACAAGGAUACUUCUAAAUACUUCUACACUUUAAUGGGGCCAAUAUUCGAGCAAUACGCUGAAUAUUACUGCUGCACCUUACACCAUGUUGGAUAUAAAAAAAACUCAAUUAGAUACCUCACUAUAUGGAGUGAUCCUGUCCCCACUGAACCUCACACCACCGAUACAUCUGUCCCCUUAGAUAGAACCCAAGCUAUCCCCCAUAUAUUACCCUCCCCCUAUUCCUCCAAAUUUUACUGUAGUAGCAAACCCAAUAGGUACUUCUCUCACCCUGUGAUUCUAGAUCCCAAAUCCACCACUGCCCAUUGAAAUCCAUGCCAGCGCACGCCUCCAUACCCCAAGCCAUACUCGGGUAACCCCCUAAAAUGGAAUAGACUGACCAGGACACACAAUGUUAUCUGGUUCCACACCCACUCCUUUUGUCUUUAAUGUUCAGACCAGAGUGCCUAAACUUUUCUUUGCUCUACUUAAAAAACAUUUCCCUAAAUCCAGUUCUCUUUGAAAAUCUUCAACCCCCAAUCAGUUAAAUUUUCCUACUCCCCCACAACUAUCGUUGCUGUUAUAAUCCAACGUCUGAACAAUAAGAAUCUUAGUAACCAGCAAUUAGUUAACUUUAAUCACACUAAUACAGCACACCCUAAUUCCCAGCCCCCUGCCUGUAACCUUAGAACAUCCUUAAAUCUCCUUACCAACACCACUGCUAGCACCCCCAGCCCUAAUCUUAAUACCAAUCCUAACACCACAGAAGAUAAUUCUUAUAACACCAGGUUAAUCACAGAUAAUCAUAAUCCCACAAACUCCACUUUAGUACCUUCUAGAAUCCUAUGCAGCUGUAGAUGUCCCACUUCCUGUCCCUUAGAUGCCUCACAAAAAAAUUUUGUAUAUAAAUGUAUGGUAUCAACAGAAGAUACCAAAUAUGUAUAUAUCGACUCAUGCAGCACCAACUUGAAGGUCAGAGUUGGUAACCACUAUUCUAGCUUUAAAUCUCAAGCAAGAACUUUAUCUAGACUCAUUCAUAGCUUAAAAAAAACUCAGUUCUAUACAAUUUGAAAUGGUCCAUCAUUACCCUUGCCAAACCAUAUAACAGCUAUAACAACAAACGUGAUCUCAGCAUCACAGAAGUCUUAUCUAUUAUGCAAUGCAGCGAUAGCCUGAAUGAAUGGACCAACCUAGUUCUUAAUUGUAAACACAAGUUAUGUAACACAUUCUUAAGGUACAGAUAAUGGCAACCACCUCAAUUAUUCCCUAACUAUUCCUCCUGCAUUCCCACCCCAACUUGAAGCUCUUCUAUGUAUUUAUAAUACAACUUCUUUAGCUACCUUUAUAUUUUCUUAACUCUGUGAUCUCCCUAUAUCUUCCUCUCUGCACAUGAGAAUAUGCAGGUGUAUGCACACCUAUAGGAUAUUGUAGGCACACAGAACAUGCACGCAGGAUAUUUGAAUAUAUAGUUUUACUGUUAAGUAGUAAGCCACCAAUUUACCUCCAAUUAUGUUCCUCUAAUGACUAAUAACUUUAUCUCUCACCUUCCUCUCUUUCUUCUCCCUCUUCUCUUCUAAUAAACCCACCUUACUCUUACUCUUAACUAUUUGACGUCUUCCUUUUCUUUUCAUUCCUGACAAUUUCAGUUCGAUAGUUGAUAUAGUAAAAUGACUCCAGCUUAAUAUUCACAACAACUGUUAUAACGUAAGACGAAUAAUGAUAUUGUGCUCUGAUAAUAACUUUAUUAAUGAACAAAGGAAACAACAAUAAUUCCAAACCGAAGUGCAAAGUGGAGAACUGUAACUUCAAUUGUCCACAAUGCCAAAUGAACCAUCUGUACCACAGCAAGUGUGCUAAGGCGUAAAGAGUAAAUCUACAACAAUGAGUCAAUGCAUAUCUAACAUCACCUGAUAGUCAAUAAAGUAUUCUCUCAGAUAAAUUGACAUAAGUUUAAAUAAUAAACAAUGUUGGCGUGAAAGGCAUCACAUGAUAAAAUCGUAUCCCUUGAUUGGAUGACAAUAAACAGCAUUUUAUGUUGAGACAACUGGAGUUGUCUCAACAACCUUCCCUUCAGUCCACUUCAAUCUAACCUAAAUUCCCCCUCUCUUUUUCUUUAUUCUUAACAACUUUAGACAAUUACCCGCUCCCAUAUUUUUGACCUCCUUUUCUAUUACUGACCAUUUUAUUUCUUCCUACAUAUGUUUUAUUAUUUUAUUUUUUCACUCUGUUCUGGCAUCACCACUCAUUUUAAAUUACAACUUGGGAUUCCUUAAUGACAAUGUAACCUUCAUUUAACUGAGGUAUCUUCAACCUGAUGAGUGGUUAAUGGAGUACCUCUUGUUGAGUAAUUAUUACUUCUGAGGUUCUGCUGGCUAGGAAACAUGUAGCCUGGAUUUUACCAGCUCCACUCCUUCAAUUUGGAUUUUUAUUUGCAUUCAUAGCAAUCUUAGUUGCUAACCAUGAACGAUAAAAAAACUUUUUUCAGCUUAUCGAACUUCGAUAUGGGAAAAACCUACAACCUUCUAUGCUAAUAAACUAUUAUUGUUCCUGAAA
Molecule: messenger RNA, 6905 nt
Organism: Octopus bimaculoides (California two-spot octopus)
Lineage: Eukaryota; Metazoa; Mollusca; Cephalopoda; Octopoda; Octopodidae
Biological process (GO): regulation of DNA-templated transcription
Molecular function (GO): RNA polymerase II cis-regulatory region sequence-specific DNA binding; DNA-binding transcription factor activity, RNA polymerase II-specific
Source: RefSeq, a predicted model, not a curated record